Messenger RNA from Trichobilharzia szidati, 1074 nucleotides. NCBI's taxonomy places the organism in Eukaryota, Metazoa, Platyhelminthes, Trematoda, Strigeidida, Schistosomatidae. The record is from the annotation of a GenBank genome assembly.
AUAAUAAUAGUCAAGAUGAAAUGGAUGCCAUUCAAAUGAUGAAAGACAAGAUGCAAGAAUACGAAGGUGGAAGUAAAACAAAAAUGAUUUACAGAAAUCUUGGAAAUACGGGACUGCGUGUCUCAGUUCUCAGUUUAGGUACAGAUGUCACUUUCGGGAAUCAAAUACCAGAUGAGAUGGCUGAGAAAAUUGUCACCACCGCUUAUAAUAAUGGAAUAAAUAUCUUUGAAACUGGAGAAGCAUAUUCAGAUGGAGAAGCAGAGAGAACAUUGGGACGUAUUCUGAGUACGAAGAAUUGGAGACGAUCCAGUUACAUUGUUUGCUGCAGACUGUCGAAAAGUGGAGAUGCUCAAACAGAACAAGGACUAUCCAGGAAGCAUCUUUUCGAAGGUCUUCGUUCUUCAUUAGAAAGACUUCAACUUGAAUAUGUAGAUAUUGUAAUUGUAACACGUCAAAAAGACUCAUCGAUUCCAGUUGAAGAAGUUGUCAGAACUUGUACACAUCUUAUACAUCUUGGAUGGACAUUCUACUGGGGGACAUCUGAAUGGUUACCGUCUGAAAUUAUGCAAGCUCAAACUAUCGCCAGACAAUUCAAUCUAAUCCCUCCAUCCGUCGAUCAAAAUGAACUGAAUCUGUUGAAUAGAGGUCAAUUACAAAAUAUGCGAGAAGUUUGUGUCAAAUUAAAUAUUGGUGUCAUGACUGGAUCUCCACUUGCCGGUGGAAUUCUAACUGGAAAAUACCUCGACAUUAUUCCGAAUUUCUCAAGAGCUACAUUGAAGGGUCAACAGCAUAUGCGAGAUAAACUUCUCAGUACAGAGGGUUUAACACAAAGGGAACAAGUUAAGCAGCUGUGCAAGAUAGCCAGUCGAAUUGAAUGUACCUGUGCACAACUGGCUAUUGCUUGGUGCCUUCGGUGUCCACAUGUUAGCAGUGUUGUAAUUGGAGCGGCAACAGUUGAUCAGUUGCAAGAGAACAUAAUGUCGAUCAUGAUAUACCCAAACUUAACGCCCAGUAUACUUUCUGAAUUGAAUUCUCUACUCACCAUAACAGAUUCCAAUGAUAAUUUUCUCUAAA